AUGCGAGUGUCCCCUCUCACUCACACCAAGCACACCUCCGCGCUCGCCUUGCGGCUGCCAAGACCAGACGCUCCCCGGAUAUCGCCAUAUUCAACGUCCUCGACACCAUUGCCUACACCUCCCCGGUUCUCAUACCACAUCGCCGCCUCCUUCAUCGCCAAAGACUGCCCUUACGACCCAUCCGCCCACGUGUUCCACUUCAACCCGUAUAACCGAAUCCAACCACCCCGUCACCGGCGCCGCUCCUCCCGCCCCAAUUCCGGCCACGAUGCCUUCUUCGUCAGCCGCAUCAACGACUCUGGAGCAGUGGCCUUUGGAAUAACUGAUGGCGUAGGCGGCUGGGUAGAUUCGGGCGUCGAUCCGGCGGACUUCUCGCACGGCCUAUGCGACCACAUGGCGGCCUCGGCGUACGAGCACGAUGCGGCAAAAAGCCCGCCUCUGACAGCGAGGAGACUCAUGCAGCAGGGAUACGAUGCCGUGCACAGAGACCGGUCAUUACAUGCUGGCAGUAGCACGGCCUGCGUCGGAAUAGCAUCCCCAGACGGAACGCUGGACGUGGCCAACCUGGGCGACUCGGGGUUCCUGCAACUUCGUCUCAACGCCGUAAACGCCUACUCGGAACCGCAAACCCACGCCUUCAACACGCCGUUUCAGCUGUCCCUCAUACCGUCAGGUCUCGCCGCACGAAUGGCGGCCUUUGGCGGCCAGCAAUUAAGCGAUUUGCCUCGCGAUGCAGACGUUUCCCAGCACCAUGUCCGCCACGGCGACGUGCUCAUGUUUGCGACCGACGGCGUCCUCGAUAACCUCUUCAACCACGACAUUCUUAAAAUCGCCAGCCGCGUCAUGGUCUCGAGCGGCGCCUGGAAAAUGACCCCCUCCGGCGGAGUCCGCGUCGCCGACUCCAUCGACUCACUAACGAGGCCAUCAAGCUUCUUCGCCGAGGCCGAGGCCGAUUCCGCCGGCAAGCCCUCCAGGACCGUUACCCUGCAAAGCCUGCUUGCCACAGAACUGGUCGGCGCUGCCAAGACAGCAAGCGUCAACACCAAGGUUGACGGGCCAUUUGCCAAGGAAGUGCAGAAAUAUUAUCCCCAUGAACAAUGGCACGGCGGCAAAGUCGACGACAUUUGUGUCGUGGUGGCUGUCGUCUCGGAGGACAACAGCGGAUCUCGUAGCAAACUCUGA
Molecule: messenger RNA, 1182 nt
Organism: Metarhizium album ARSEF 1941
Lineage: Eukaryota; Fungi; Ascomycota; Sordariomycetes; Hypocreales; Clavicipitaceae
Product: 5-azacytidine resistance protein azr1
Exons: 2
Coding region: 1-1182 (393 amino acids)
Source: RefSeq, a predicted model, not a curated record